Molecule: messenger RNA, 369 nt
Organism: Pocillopora meandrina
Lineage: Eukaryota; Metazoa; Cnidaria; Anthozoa; Scleractinia; Pocilloporidae
Source: the annotation of a GenBank genome assembly
AUGCGAAUAGAAGAUUUAUCAGUAGGAGGUUACAAAUGAAUUACUUAUCAAAAAUCCUUUUCAUUUGGAACGAUUUUCUUCUCAGUUGAGUACAAUUCACUUGGUUGUUUUAAAGACGGUACUCCCCAAGCUCUCCCGUUGUUACUAAAAAGCUUCCGGGGUAACAUCGAUUGGACUGACAUGACGAAAAUCGUUCGAGCAUGCGCAGAGAUCGCCAAGGAGCGUGGCCUCCCCGUGUUUGGAAUCCAGUAUUACGGAGAAUGUUGGAGUGGACUGGACGCCGAAAACACGUACAAUAAGUACGGACCUUCCGGAAACUGUUGGAAUGGAGUGGGAAAGGAGAAAACAAAUUAUGUGUACAAAAUAUGA